Molecule: messenger RNA, 1269 nt
Organism: Schistosoma intercalatum
Lineage: Eukaryota; Metazoa; Platyhelminthes; Trematoda; Strigeidida; Schistosomatidae
Source: the annotation of a GenBank genome assembly
AUGCCCACAAUUGUUUGUAGGACUGGUAAUGCAGGCAAUAAAAGUAAACCAACUCUUCAACAUACUGGACCAGUUAUAUGUGCUAAUUAUCUGUAUGUGACAAAGAAUUUACAACUUUGUAUAACUGGUUCAGUGGAUGGUGAUUGUAUUAUUUGGGCUGCUCGUGGUUCAUCAACUUCUCAAUCAAUCAAACCUAUAACUACUGCUACCACUACAUAUCAACCAUUGAUACGUUUAACUAAUUCAGAUAUGAAACCAAGAUACAGUAUAAACAGUAUUGUUACACAAUCAUGGAUAAUGAAUAAUGAAGAAAAUAAAAUAGAUUAUUUCAUUUUUAUUGCUUUCGGUUAUGAGAUUUUAAUGUUGCACAUACACCUUAAUCGUGAUAUUUUAAUUAAUAAAACUGGUUUGGAAAAUAGUUUAUUAGAGCUAUUUUCAAAUGGAAAACAAUUGGAUAUAAAUAUUGUUGAAUUAAAUGCAUUAUGGUCAAUUAAAACAAUUGAUGGUUAUGCUGAAAUACAAAGAUUUAAAACAGACCAUAUCGUUGUCGAAAUGUCUGCUUUACAUCAUGAACCAGUUAAUAUGAAUCAGUGUGGUGUUGUAGCACUUUUGUCCAAUGGUGAAAUUGUCAUUAUUCCAUUUAAACGUACAGACGAUGAACUCAUUCACCUUCGUGUUGGAGAUAACUGUAAUCUUUCAAGUCAUUGGUGCAGUUCAUUAUGUACAUAUCAGGAUGGUAUACUUGUAGCACAUAAUGGAUCAGCUUUAUUUCAUUCAUUUGAUGGUCAUAGUGCAAAUGUGUUCACACCACUUCGUGGAUCUAUCAAUAAUUUGGAAAAUAUCUAUAUUGACAGAAUUGAACCACUUUGUUUACCUAACGGAAAUAGUUUCAAGUUAUUUUAUAUUGUAACAAGCAAAUUACAAUCUGAACCACGGAUUAUCUUCUUUAAUAGUGAUGAACAUAUGCUAUUGAAUAUUUCGCUGGAAGGAAUGGAUCUACAAGUCACUGCUUAUUGUAUCACUUCAACUCAUCUUGAUAGUGAAAAUUUAAUAGUGUAUUUAUUGUUGGCAACGUCGGAUAGCUUUCUACGUUUGUUGAAAUGUUCUAUCAAUGUUUGUAAUAAAUCGAAACUAAGCAAAUGGGAACAGAUCAAAAUUUAUCCAACUGGCGAGCAUAUUACGAAAUUGGUCACUUUCAAUAAAGAUCCUGUGAGGAUUAUGUGCUGCCUUCAGAAUGGUCAGAUUGAUCUUUACACAAUAGAACAGUAG